This is a messenger RNA of Quercus lobata, 1005 nucleotides long. RefSeq names its product LEAF RUST 10 DISEASE-RESISTANCE LOCUS RECEPTOR-LIKE PROTEIN KINASE-like 1.2. The record is from RefSeq and is a predicted model, not a curated record. Gene Ontology annotation, molecular function: polysaccharide binding. Lineage: Eukaryota; Viridiplantae; Streptophyta; Magnoliopsida; Fagales; Fagaceae. The transcript has 3 exons. The coding region runs from base 109 to 1005 and encodes 298 amino acids.
AAGAAUAUCAAAUAAUUAAUGGACUACAACAGCCUAGAUCAAAUUUGUUAAAGUCCACUUUUGUCUCUGAGAUCAAAUGCUAAACUGCCAAUCCCCUAACAAAACAGUAUGCCAAGCUCAUUCAUGGCUUCUAUGGCACACUAUCUUCCUUCUCUUUUCUUCAUCAACCUCCUCUUCACCUACAUCAAUGCUACUUGUCCUCCUUUUGACUGUGGCAAUGGUGUCACCAUUGGCUACCCAUUCUGGCACCAAAACCAAAUGUUUCAACAUUGUGGAUACCCUGGCUUUAACCUCUCAUGCAAUAAUAAAAACCCAACAACCCUCUAUCUCUCUAACACCUUCUACAGUGUUCAAGCAAUCAACUACUCUGAUCAUACCCUCACCCUCAACUACCUCGAAGUUAAAGACACAAAUUGUCCAAGAAUACCUCAUGAUGUUAACCUAAGCACCUCUUCUUUGUUGAACUAUACCUUAGGCAACACUAUGUUACGUUUCUUUUAUAACUGUACGUUAUACCCACCUUCACAUCCUCCUAUAACGUGUCUUGACUAUGGUGCUAAGCGCUCAUUCGUGUUCAUGGUGGGAGCAGAACCAGAGUUUGAUUGGCAUGCAUAUUGCGAGUCCAUUGUCACUGUCCCAGUUAUUGCAAAGGAGGUAGAUGGAGUUUUGGCUAGAGGGUUGAUUGGCCAAGCCCUACGAGAUGGGUUUAAGCUGACAUGGAAAUCAGAUGGUGCAUGUGAGUCAUGUGAAGCCAGCGGUGGAUUCUGUGGAGUUAGUAGUGGUCAACAUCAAAAUUUCUCUUGCAUUUGCAAUGAUGGACAAGAUUCAAUUAAAUGUCUUGUCAAGGGUGGUGUUAUGAUCAAGUUUGAACCGAAUUUUGUUGCAAUUGGUGCUGUGAUUUUUGGCGGUCUCAUUGUUGCGGCAACACUAUUUUACUUCAUCAAUAAAAAGAAAGUUGCAGUAUACAAACCAGUUUUUGAUCGAAUACCAAGCAGUGGAAAAUAA